AACAACUGGACCUCUGUUCUUGGAAGUGGACUCGUGUGUGUGUGUGUGUGUGUGUGUGUGUGUGUAUGUGUGUGCAUGUGUGUUUAUGUUUUGUUUAGCUGUGUGUAUGUGAGUGUGUGUGUUCCCACAUGGCUUGCUACUACAUCGUGAUCAGUUCCACGCACCUCAGCAACGGUCACUUCCGAAACAUCAAAGGAGUUUUCAGAGGACCGCUGUGCAGGAACAGCAACAAGAACCUGGAUUAUGGUGAAAAAGAGAAAUCCUUGGCGAAGGCUCUGGAGGAUCUGAAGGCCAAUUUCUACUGUCAGCUGUGCGAUAAACAAUACUACAAACAUCAGGAGUUCGACAAUCACAUCAACUCAUAUGAUCAUGCACACAAACAGAGGCUGAAGGAGCUGAAACAGAGGGAGUUUGCUCGUAACGUGGCCUCCAAACUGAGGAAAGAUGAACGGAAACAAGAACGAGCCCUGCGGCGGCUGCACAAGCUGGCAGAACAGCGGAGGGAGGUUCAAUGUGCUCCAGGAAGUGGCCCAAUGUUCAAAUCUACUACUGUGGCCGUGGAGAGUUUCAGCAAAUCCUGCCUAAUGGAGCACGAGGAAAAUCAGAACAUGAUAGAAAAGGACGCCGGAUCUCAGUUGCUGUGGCCAUAUCGCGAAAAAUCCAAGAAACAAACGUUCAGGCGCAAAAUAGCGUUCUCCUUCUCCUUUCCAAAGAAAACCUCGCUGAAGCUGGAGGCUUCUGCUGCAGUUUUCUGCGAAAGUGCAGAGGAGAAGAAACUGAUGAAAUAUCAUGAUGAUGUUGAUGAUGCACUUUUACAGCCACAAAGUUCUCCAAAGAGUUCCUUAAAAGACAGAAUCCCCGCUUCAGAUAUGUGUGCUUUCCUGGUUUACUCGGAAGACACCUCCCUUUCUCCGAUUACCCACUUCCAGACUGAAAAAGGAUCUGAUCCUAACAUUGAUCCCAACUCAGAAGAGAGAAACAUCACUGAGCAGAAAGAUGAGAGCAGUCAAGAAUGGACCCACAAUUCAAUAACAGACCCUCCAGUAGAACCAACCCAUGACAUUUCAUUAGAUGUUUCACCCAGCAUUGAUAAUUCAUGUGAAACCCAAGAACAAGCCAAUCCAUGUUCCACAAAACCCGGCCCACCUUUCUUCUCAGUCCUUGGCAGAGAUGAUAAAACCAUCUUCCAAUGGCCUUCAGAGAUGGUGUCCUUUACCAGGACAGAGCCAUCUAUCUCUUUUAGCUGUAACCCCCUUCAUUUUGACUUCAGGAGGUCCCAGAUCAGGCAAAGCCCUGAUGUUCAGGCCACAGCUGAGAGCAAAACUGACAAGGAAUCAUUCAUCAUUUCAGAAAACAGCCCACAGAAGACACCCUGUUGUGAGAGAAGCACUGGGGAGACCACUUAUAGACCUGAAAAAAAGCCUAGAAAGUACCACCUGUAUUCCAGCAGUACAGAAAGCUCGUGUGAAAGGCAGAAAUCACCCAGCAGAUGCAGAGGUUUAAAUAAUUGUAGCCUUGUAUCUCCUGCUGGUAAGAGAGUUGAGGACAAAUUGCAAGCCAGAUAUCGACACCAUUCUAGGAAUCGGCACAAAAAGAAACACAGGAGGAGAAGCAGGAGGGAGGAGAAUCGCAGCAAGCCGGAGCGGAGCGAAAAUGUAAAAAAAGGGACUAAAUUCCACAGGCGAGACUCAAGCCGUGAAGGAUUUGAGAGCCAAUUUAAAGGCUUCACUUCACAGCAAGCGCAGCCAUUAGAAAAGUCAAAGCCAUUGUCUCAAAAUCAGGCUGCGAACAACAGCAUUACUUCCUCAGCGGGAGGCAUAAACGGCUCUGUUGAAGCCUGUAACCACCGCGGUAAGGUAGCGGAUAACACGGAGGAGAUGCCAGACAUCCCUCUUGCAGAGGAGACGACGAUUAUCGGAUGUGACUCAGACCGUCUCAACAAGACUCCUUCUGAUUCGGAAACAUCAGCAGCAGAUCAAAUCAGCCGAGGAACGACUAUCUUAGAAGACGAACAAGCAAAACUAAACUUGCACAGGGACCAGGAUUCACGGUCGGAUCUUUCACAACACGUUAACUUCGAAUGUUUGCCUUGCCCAAAACAACCAGGAUCCAGUCAGACCCAACACCAUAAUAAUGAUAAUCCAGAUGUUCCAGUUUCUGAAGCAUCAGUCUCAGAUCAGAGCAGCAAGAGGUUGGCAAUUCCAAUAGAUGAAGAUCCACAACCUCUAGAAGAGGCACCAAAGAAACGACCAAACGUCUCACUGCAUGAUACGGAUGAUCCUUUGGCGUAUCAGUGCAUUUACUGUGAGGAAAUCAAGACAAAACAAGACACAGAAGAGAAUUCGUUUUGUCCUGAACAUGGACAAAAGAGAAAAAAACUGGACCUUAGUGAGACUCCACACCAUGGACAUCAAAAUCCAGAUCAAGGUCCUGAAGACAAGGUGAUUGAGACCACAUCAGCUGAGCCAACUGGGGAUACUCUUGAUUUGCAAGGGAAAAGUGACUCCUCAAAGAUCGAUGCUUCGAACCCGGUCUCAUGUAGUGUAAACGAAAAAGACAGCACCAGUGUUGAUUUCCCGCUUCUGAAUACUAUUAGCGGCAAGGCAUGUCAGGCGUCUGCAGAUAAUAGCCGCCUCCAGAUGAUCCUUCCCCCCGCUCAGAGGAAAGACAGCCAUCGGGCCAAACCUUCGGGAGAUCCGCAGCCUCCAGAGAUCCAAACAGACACAAAGCAGAUCGGCACAACACUCAUCGUCGAGUCAAGAGCGGAGCAGGGAUCAGACAAGGACUGGAAAUCAAGCAGGAAGAUAAAAGAGAAAACCAGUCAUGAUAAAUCCUGCCAGCACAGUCCACAGUUACCAAGUUUCCAUCUUCUAGACAAGGAAAGACUCAGCCUGGAGGGUUUCUGUUCCAUCCAGAGCCCGUUCAACACCACACUGUGUUUUGCUUCCCAACUGGAUGGCGUGGAGUGUCACGAUCUCCUUUACAGCCACGCCCGCAGACAGAUCAUGCACCCGAAAGUCUUUCCUACGCGGCUCAAACCCGUAUUAGCCAGAUCCACCAUUCCUGUCUCGUCGCCUAUCCUUCACCGGGUUCACCUGCCCUCUGCGGUGCCCUCCAGUUCUAUCAGGAUCCUACAACACCACGCCACCUUCCUUGCCGCUCAGCAGUCGCUUUUCCCACAGGUCGUACCUGUCACCAGACUUCCGCUCGGCCCCGAAAUCGCUCCGUACGUGACGUCUUCACAGGUGUCUAUGGUGGCUCCGCCCGCCGUCCAUCCUACAGCCGUGACGUUUCACGCUUUACCUCGGCCUCAGGUGUUUCGGCCGGUUUUGCAUCACCCCGCCCCGUUUCCGCCCCUCCUUCCACCUCAUGCCACCGUCAUCCCCCUCCAGCCUCUGUUUUGA
Molecule: messenger RNA, 3404 nt
Organism: Trichomycterus rosablanca
Lineage: Eukaryota; Metazoa; Chordata; Actinopteri; Siluriformes; Trichomycteridae
Gene: znf804a
Product: zinc finger protein 804A
Exons: 4
Coding region: 129-3404 (1091 amino acids)
Cellular component (GO): nucleus
Source: RefSeq, a predicted model, not a curated record